This is a messenger RNA of Cutaneotrichosporon oleaginosum, 848 nucleotides long. RefSeq lists its product as uncharacterized. The record is from RefSeq and is a predicted model, not a curated record. NCBI's taxonomy places the organism in Eukaryota, Fungi, Basidiomycota, Tremellomycetes, Trichosporonales, Trichosporonaceae.
CUUUCACUCCCAACCAUCAUUUCACUGCCAAUCACACUCUUCCCACUAACCUGAGCCGCCGCCUUCGCCCUCCUCCUCGCGACAUCCCUUUCAGUGCCGACAACUAGCAACAUUGCUCUUCUCCGGAUUGCGUACCGCGGCCACUGGGCAGCAGACUUGGGCGUGUUCGGUACAUGUACCCGUACCAAGUAAGUGACAUCCCUCGACACAUCAGCACAUGCCUUUGGGUUUCCCUCCGCGUCGCAAAGGGACAACAUGCGCUCGGUCCCACCCAGGCCCUCUUGUCCUAUUGCAUCUCGUCUGAUCCUAGUCUCAGAACGGUAUGCAGCUCGCCCGUGGUCGGUUACAGCGCCCCGCCACUGGUGCACGUCGGGGGGCUCGGCUUCCUCCCCUGCCUUUCCGGCGCACUACUCGUCAAUCCGCUCGCAGCAAGUUUUUCGGGCAUUGCCAUGCUCACGUUGCUUGCUGCGUGGGCCCUUGAUAUCUCCGGCCUCCGCCCCGCGGUUCUUGCCACCCUCGUUCUUGCGACGUUCUCAUCCGUGCUCGCGUUUGCCCUCAACCUCGCGUUCAUCCUGGUGAAUGUCAUUAUUGCGGAGCUAAUCUCAGGUUACGCGCGCCAAGGUCAAGUCGGCAACUGACGGAGAGUACACCGGGCACAUCGGUAAUGCAUUCUGGUUUAGUGUUGCGGCUAUGGUCAGUUCUCACUCGGUGACGCUCAUCUCAGGCAGCUCUUGUCCUCGCACUUCGGGCAAGUAGUCUGCUUCCCCGCGUCCCCCAUGUCGUAAGUGACCCCGAUGAAAGCGUCGUAUUUGUGCACAACGACACGCAUCUUCAGUCUAUCCUCAUGG